Cladocopium goreaui is the source of this 1407-nucleotide messenger RNA. The record is from the annotation of a GenBank genome assembly. NCBI's taxonomy places the organism in Eukaryota, Dinophyceae, Suessiales, Symbiodiniaceae.
AUGUUCCUCAAAUGCAUGCUCCGACAGUUUGGCCGUGGGCAGCGACCACAGCAGGCCUACCACUUCACGAAAAGUCUCUUGGUUCGGUGGCGGUUGGGCGAGCGGGGGGGCCUGUGGUCUGAAGCGGUGCAAGCUACCAAUCCCAAACAACACCGGCAACCAGGCAAGCAACCCAACAUUGAGGGACUGCAGAUGCCACCGCCCUCCCUUAUCCCCGUUGAAGAUGUGGCCAAAGCCAUUCGUUCUUUUCAUGUUGGGGUUGGGCCGGGCCCGGGUGGCUUACGGGCUGACCUCCUUAAAGCUUUAAUGGGACAUGAGGAAGAUGAGGGAAUCUUGCCUUUGUACCGAGACUUCGUUCAACUGUUGGCUGACGGGCUGGCCCCCACUUACUUGCGACCCUGGCUAGGUGGCGGGCAACUUAUCGGGAUAGGCAAAGUGGACCAGCAGGGCGCCCCCAUCCCCCUAGACCAAGAUGCUCGGCCGAUUGUCAUGGGCUUGACUUGGCGGAAAGUGGUGUUCAAGCGCACUUUAGCAAUGGAUAAACCUAGCAUCCGAACACGUCUCAUGCCAUCUCAGUUAGCGCAUGCCCCCGCGUCCGCCCGAUUUGGUGCUUACUGUUACGGGAGGCCUACCAACUUGGUUUACCAGGGAGAGGUUGAAACAUGCAGCCGGGAGCAGCAAGGAUGUCUCCUUAUGGGGCCAUUGUUUUGUUUAACGCGACACCGCAUGACUGAAGAGGCCAGAAGGUUGAGCUCUCGACCGGCGCCCGAAUUCGAGCCUGCCUUUGCCGACGAUGCCUUCUCGGGGGGACACAUCGAUGAUGUCUAUGCAGCGUUCCGGCAGGAAUUGCAACUGGCACAAAAAUAUGGUUUGCAUGUUGACCCAGCCAAAUGUACCCUGUACCUUCUUGCCGGCGACCAGUUUCGGGGGGAUGUUUCCCGCUUUCAGGCUCUUGGGGUGAACGUGGUUUCGGGGACUGACAUCACCAUGUUAAAGGUUCCCAUUGGAGAUAACCCGGAAUUUUUGCACAGUUUCCACAAACAAACAAUUUCCGACUUCGACGCCUUGUGUUCAACCCUGGAAUCAUUGCCCCAUGUCCAUGUUGCUUUUUACCUGUUCAGUCAAGGGGGCACCUUCUCCAAGUUGCAGUGGUGGUGCCGUACAACCCCUAGAGCCCACAUAGCUCCACUUCUCCAAAGGUUCCACGACAGGCAGAAGCUGGCGUGUGAACACAUGGAACCGGCCAUCCAACACUUAGCGGCAUGCCUCCCGGUGUUGGCCCCAAGUUUUUGUGACCCCCAAAGCCAAAUCGACCAUCGGGGUGUCUUAGGGCGAAUCCACCAACAGGUGUACUUAGGGUUGAUGAACCAACAUGACCUCAGUGGUCGGGCUCGCUUGACCGCGUAA